This is a messenger RNA of Monopterus albus (swamp eel), 5064 nucleotides long. Its product is annotated as APC membrane recruitment protein 1-like. Gene Ontology annotation, molecular function: beta-catenin binding; phosphatidylinositol-4,5-bisphosphate binding. The record is from RefSeq and is a predicted model, not a curated record. The coding region runs from base 587 to 3670 and encodes 1027 amino acids. The transcript is spliced from 2 exons. Gene Ontology annotation, cellular component: plasma membrane. Gene Ontology annotation, biological process: regulation of canonical Wnt signaling pathway. Lineage: Eukaryota; Metazoa; Chordata; Actinopteri; Synbranchiformes; Synbranchidae.
UCUCGGCCGUGAAAAGCAAUUUGGGAAGACUACCUGGGAAGUCGGCAGAGGAAGUCAUCAGCCAACAUUUAAACGUUGGGGCUUUUGUGACCGUCUCAAGCGUCAUGCGCUGGUUAAUCUAGUCAUUUCAGUGCAGUCCAUGUGUAGCUGUUCUGCGUAUUUACCAUAGUGCUUCGCUGCGGUGUGGUUUACGUUUCCCACCGUCAGCAACAGUCAGACACGUUUAGCUUAUGAUACAGCCACAGACUGCAGGACGCACGGGUGAAUGGGUUUGGUUGUUAGCAGGCACCCCAGCUAGCUAACGGUAGCUGAGAACAAAUGAAACCAUAUCUGGUCAAAGCUGCUACGGAAUCGACCACAAGACAACUGCAAUUAAAGCCAAGUUAAUGGUAGCGUAACGGGAACCCACGUAUUGAGAGGGAACAAAAUUACAUCUUCAAGUCGAGAAACCAACAACAGCUCCGCUCUGCAAGAUUGUGGCUAUAGCUGGGCUACAGAUGGAGGACACUGCGAUUAUCUUAUCCGCGCAUUUGGAACAUUCAGCUAAUAUGCCUUCUGCUGGACUGCUUUUGUAAAUGUGGUUGCCAUGGCUUCUUGCAAGGUAGACGAGCUUAUAAGUGACACCAAGGAUUUAGUUUCUGUCCCUGAACAGCUUUCCCAGUGUGGCCCCGAUGACAUCACCGAUGAGCUUCAGCCUGAUACGACAAAUGCCACAGUGAAAUCUCAAAAAGCCGGGAAAUUUAAGAGGACUGCUCUGACAUUUUUUGGAGUUCGUAAAAGUAUCUGCAUUUUACCAAGUUUUUUUGGAGGAAGGGGUAAAAAUCAGAAUAAGUGGUCUUCAAAGAAGGGAAUCACCAAAAGCAGAACACAUGAUGGGUUAAGUAAGGGGGGUCACGAUGACAGUCUGAGAAGUGGGUACACUUCAGCUGGAGAUUUUGAGUACAGAAAUCAGAGGGACUAUGCCAGAGAGCUCCACAACAGCUGUCACGAUGAAUGUAUUCACCCCACUGCUGACCAGAAAUCGCUGACUCUCAGCCGGCAGAAAAGGGGGUUGAGGAGACUUUUUCAUAGUUUUAAGCAUCAUAGAAACCAUAGAAAUGUUGGAUUGGAUAAAAGUGAAAUGGUUGCAGUGUCUCCUCCUCAUUGUAGCAAAGAGGUGUCUGUUAUCCAGGACAACACCAACCAGAAUGUCACAGAGUGCCUGGGAUCUGAACCUGAUGUGCCUGAUUUUACAAAUGUUAUAUGUGAUAUUUCCAUUGGUCCUGAAUGUAGUGAAACUGUUGCAGUGGCAUUAAAGAAGGGGGUGGCACAAGAAAGCCCAAAGUCUGAGCUAGAUGAUCAGAUGUGUGAUGAUCAAAUGGAGGAAAUUAAUUUUGUAGUUUCCAGUGAAUAUGAGGAGAUUUCUAGAGGACACAGUGAGCCCUGUCUGAAACUUGAGAUGAUGUCAGAGCCUGUAUUGAAGUGUGAAACACCUGCUGGCUCAUCGGAUCAGCUAAACCUGAUUUUUGGAGACGUAGCAUCCUUAAAGAGCUUCGAUUCACUCACUGGCUGUGGGGAUAUUAUUGCAGAUCAAGAAGAUGACAGCAUUACAGAGAGCACAGUUUCUGGAGAAAGAAGCAGAAAUGGAGGAAAGAGAGCCUCUUGUUAUCUUACUUAUCAAGGUGGUGGUGAAGAUAUGGCCUCACCCGAAGAUUUGGAUGGAGGGUGUCUUCAUGAAUUCUGGGGAAACAGUGCUUCUGAAGAAAUCUGUUGCACUUGUAAUCAAGACCACACUGAUUUGACUGCUGACCUGACAAGUACACACAAUAUGGACUUAGUGAGCAGUAACAGUGCGCAUCAAGCCAGUGGCUUAGACACUUCUUCUUCGAUUGCUGAUGUGUUAACUCCUCAAAGUGAGCAUCAAGAAUCAGUUCCAAAUAGUGAUGAGGGGUACUAUGAUUCUACUACCCCAGGGCAAGAUGAAGGCCAAGAAAAAACUGACAGGCUAAGGGUUGAUAGAUUACCCAGGGACAGUUACAGUGGGGAUGCCCUCUAUGAACUUUUUGCCCCUGAUGAGAGUCUCCUUAGUCCACAUUAUGAAAACAAAUCGAAACUGCCUGGUUCACACCAGUGUGAGUAUUUAAGCGAGCCUUUAGAUGUGACAGAUUCUGCCUUUGUUUCAGAAAUGAAUCGAUUACAAAUAAGUACCGAACUGUAUAAAGUUCAUGAUUUUCUAGAGAUGCCAAGCACAUGCAGUAACAGUUCAGAGCUGGCGCAAAACACGGUUGAUUGGCAGGAGAAUGGCGUGAAUAAAAACUGUAAUUUAAACUCAAAUCCACAAGCAUCAGUCAACAAGAAUAAUACAGAAGCAGAUGGAUUUGAUAAUAUGCUUUCCUCCAGUGAAAAAAGAGCUAAAUCUAUAAAUGCUGAGUGUGAGGAAAGGCACAGCAGCAGCAUAUCGUUCAGAAACACAUUUGACCCUGAUUUUGAAACAUUUUGUGAACCCCAAGAGCAACAUCUUGAGGAAAACAAGCCUGUGGCAUUGCCAUACAGAAAUAUCAGCUCUCAGUCUUCAGAGUCUAACGGCGAUUUAGAUGAUGGGCAAACUGUGUGUUUCUCACAGGCGCUUGUGGACUACACAAAACACUCUGAGAUGCUGAGUAACUUGCAGAACACUGUGGAUGAUUUGGAGCCAAACUCUGCCUUCACUCCAAAUAUGGAGGCCUUGCCUACUAUAGUCACGUUCGAUGUAGUGGAUAUGCAUAAUGAGGGUGAAUACGAUGAGCAGAUUCCCAUGGAGCUGGAGGAGCACAUUUCAUCACCCUAUCAGGAGUUUGAAGAAAGCUACCUACAAAAAGAUGCAUUUGCUGAAUGUGACUAUCAAAUUUUAGACCUGUAUGAACAGAACCUGGUUAGUAAUACAUGGGCAAUCGCUAGUCUCCCACGGCACUUAGGCCUUACAAGAGUCACCCAGUCCAUACCUAGUCCACUGUCUCCAGACAGGAGAAGUAGGUCUCUAGACACAGAAAGUCUUGAGUUGAAGAUGCCUGACACAUACAGAGAGAACCGAGCAGGUGCCGUUUCCUGUCCUCCAGCUGAAAAGGACUUUGAAAGAGACCCCUCACUGAAUUCCAAAAAAAAUGUUCUCACAUCUCCAUCAGACCAGACACAGUCAGAGAUGGCUUUAAACCUUCCUCUGACAGAUGGGCAAAUCACAGAGAACGUGCGGCGCGUCAAUCAAGCUCAAGUGCAACACAAAAUAUUUUCCACUUCAUCCAGCAGUGACUUUCCAAACAGUGAAUCAGCUCAUCUUUGCGCCGAUGUGUCAGACUUAGUGGCCUGUGAUUUAAUGUCACAGAAUACUGAUCAUUACAACAGACUGUGUCACCUUCCUCUGCAGACAGAUUCUUGUUUACCUCAUAGCACCUUUGUUUGUUCUGGAAGGAUGGAGGAAGGAUCAGAUGAUAUUGACAAUGAUGUAUUUUGUAAAGCUGCUACUAAUUUGCCACAUUAUAACCAGUCUAUUAAAAGCAGACCAGCAGCUAGUAGGGAAGGAAUAUCUCAUACUGAGAGUCCUCUUGAAGCAGAUAUGUGUAAAGAUGAAAUGACUGUCCUCGGUGAAAUAAGAACAGCCAGGGAUGUGGUGUGCCCUGUAGCCUGCAACAAACUCCCAGAGGAAACCUUUAAUUAAAAGGCUUCUAUACAUACAGCUGACAUUAAGAUCACAUGUAUAUGUGCCAAUAAGUGCUUUUAUGGUGUGUCCAACUGAGAAGUUGUUUCUUAAUUUUUCCUUAAAUCACUGAUUCGUUUCAAAAGCUGUACACAUCUCAUUAUAGACAGGUCACCGUCUUAUUGGGAAGUGAAAGGGAUUUUCUACUUUUGCAAGUAACAGUUGUCACAUACUGUCAAUUCACUUAGGGUAUUUAAGGGAGUAAUUGUUUCAUUAGCACUAGAUAUGCUCACAGAUUCAUCUCAUUAAGAUAUUUAAUUUUACUAGAAUGUUUAUGUGGCCUCAGUAUUCAGGUAUUAGUAAUAAUGCCACACUUUGUUGAACUGGUAUUUGUGAGCUAGACUAGCCAAGUCUUGCCUACUUUGCAAACUGCCUCCAAGCACAUAUAUUCACAUAGUUUAAGUUCCACCUUGUGUUUGUGUUUACUGCAUUUUCACAGGUUCUCCUUCAGAAAGGUUCAUGUUGACCUGUCUCAAUGCUCAAAUUUGAAGGUUCUAGCUGCUCUCUCUCUCUCUUUCCUAAUUUUAGACCAGACUGGGUUUAGGAAAGGAGAGGAGUAUUUCAGAGGGAACAUAUCUCAAUCCACAGACAGGACUAGCUCAGUCCACAAAGUAAAAUGUCUUCAUACCUUCUUGGGGUAUACUGUAUUGUUAAACACAGUAUACUAUUAUUGUAUUUUGCUUAGCCUCAAACUAUUAUGGCAAAUGUACAUAUGGACUUGUAUUUUAACUUCAGCUGCCAUUUCAUUUGCGUACUGUAGACAGUUCUUACAAGGCAAAGCUACUUCAUUUGUAUAACACAUUUCACAAUUACCCGGCAUAGGAAAGUGCUUUGCAUAAGACACUGAAGAAACAUCCACGGUGGAAAGGGACAAAAAAACAUCUAACACAGUCUCAAACUUGCUGUCUGACUUUGGUCCCAUUUCCCAACAGCUUGACCACCUGUAAAGUGCAAAAUUCAUACUGAAUGAUGCACUCCAUUACUGCAUUAUUUGUGGAAUGAAAAGCUAUUUUUAUUUUGUUUGGAAUUGAAAUGAUAUUUAAAUAGAUAAAGUGGUAUUUUCAUCUUAUAUCAUUUUCUUGUGAAUUUAAAGUUGGCCAGAGGUUAAACUGUCAGAUGAUGUAGUUUUUAUAGUCUAAUAUUGAACAAAUGUCAAAGACUUUGUAUUUAUAUUCUCAGCUAUUUGUACACUGUAACACUGUAUUCAGAAUGGUUAUUACAAAUUAGUAAUAUUUUGUUUGUUUUAAAUUUUGGGUUUUUUUUCCUUCAAAGUUAAAGUACAUCCAUGUUACACUACAGGUUUCCUCUUGAAAAUCUAUUACUGUUUUGUCAGAAUAGAAGACUGCCUUACAUUU